Messenger RNA from Apis mellifera (honey bee), 1733 nucleotides. It is a transcript of the gene Rh5, whose product is annotated as blue-sensitive opsin. The record is from RefSeq and is marked provisional. Gene Ontology annotation, molecular function: G protein-coupled receptor activity. Gene Ontology annotation, cellular component: membrane. NCBI's taxonomy places the organism in Eukaryota, Metazoa, Arthropoda, Insecta, Hymenoptera, Apidae. Gene Ontology annotation, biological process: visual perception; G protein-coupled receptor signaling pathway.
GAACGUAUCCACGACCCUCUCAUCACCGCGCCUCACUUCAGGUCGUGCGCGUUACACCUUGUUCAUUUUUUUUUUCCAGUGCGGUGUUGUCCAAACUCUUUACCCUUCUCCCGUAUUGUUGUCUUCGUAUCUCUCUGUCUCUGUCUCUUUCUUCCUUCCUUCCUUCCUUCCUCCCUUCUCUCCUCCCUCCCCUCCUUCCUUUCCGUUCGUCGUGCUCGCAACAACGUUCGCCAUCGAUCGAUCGAAUCCUUCGAAAGAUAUCCUUCUAUCGGCUUCGACGUUCUAUCGUCGAAUUACCGUAAUCCGUGCCGCCUGGAAUUAAUACCGAUCCCGCAUACCGAUCGUAAAGACUUUGAACCGUGCCGGGAUGUUAUUGCAUAAUAAGACUCUCGCCGGUAAAGCGUUGGCUUUCAUCGCCGAGGAAGGAUAUGUCCCGUCGAUGCGAGAAAAAUUUUUGGGAUGGAACGUACCGCCGGAGUAUUCGGAUCUUGUGCAUCCCCAUUGGAGAGCAUUCCCAGCACCUGGAAAACAUUUUCACAUCGGACUCGCGAUCAUCUAUUCGAUGCUGCUAAUAAUGUCUCUCGUAGGCAAUUGCUGCGUCAUAUGGAUAUUCAGCACAUCAAAAUCACUGAGGACCCCAUCGAACAUGUUCAUAGUCAGCCUGGCGAUAUUCGAUAUAAUAAUGGCUUUUGAAAUGCCAAUGCUCGUGAUCAGCAGUUUUAUGGAACGUAUGAUUGGCUGGGAAAUCGGAUGCGAUGUCUAUUCGGUGUUUGGCUCGAUUUCUGGCAUGGGACAAGCUAUGACCAAUGCUGCCAUCGCAUUUGACCGUUACAGAACCAUUUCCUGCCCGAUCGAUGGACGACUCAACUCGAAACAAGCCGCGGUAAUCAUCGCUUUCACGUGGUUUUGGGUGACACCGUUCACUGUUUUACCGCUACUAAAAGUUUGGGGCCGAUACACUACCGAGGGCUUUCUCACCACUUGUUCGUUCGAUUUCCUUACGGACGACGAGGAUACGAAGGUCUUCGUCACGUGUAUUUUCAUUUGGGCUUACGUGAUUCCUCUCAUCUUUAUCAUAUUAUUUUAUUCUCGAUUGCUCAGCUCUAUUCGCAAUCACGAAAAAAUGCUACGAGAGCAGGCAAAGAAAAUGAACGUGAAGUCAUUAGUAUCGAAUCAAGACAAGGAGAGAAGCGCCGAAGUGAGAAUCGCAAAAGUAGCAUUUACCAUCUUUUUCCUUUUCCUUCUAGCUUGGACACCGUACGCAACCGUUGCUUUGAUAGGCGUAUACGGCAAUCGGGAACUUUUAACGCCUGUAUCCACAAUGUUACCUGCUGUAUUCGCCAAAACAGUAUCUUGUAUCGAUCCAUGGAUUUACGCGAUCAAUCAUCCGAGGUAUCGACAAGAAUUACAAAAACGAUGCAAAUGGAUGGGCAUUCACGAGCCGGAAACGACUUCUGACGCUACAUCUGCCCAAACUGAGAAAAUCAAAACAGACGAAUAAAUCGAACGUUCUAAACCUUGAUGCGCUUAUAUAGGUUGUUUUUUCGGUAUUUGAUCGAGAUCGCACUUAAAAGGAGAAGUGCAACCUUGAUUUUGCGUUUUUUUGAUCUUAUCUCUAUCAAUAAAUAUUAAAAUUUAAGAUUUUAUGUAAUGUGAAAUUGUAUAAAAAUGCAAUCGUAGCACGGAUAAUAACGAUUGUACUCUUAUUAUUAAAGCAUUAUUAAAGAGCAAAA